Messenger RNA from Talpa occidentalis (Iberian mole), 975 nucleotides. RefSeq names its product L-lactate dehydrogenase C chain-like. Gene Ontology annotation, biological process: carboxylic acid metabolic process. Lineage: Eukaryota; Metazoa; Chordata; Mammalia; Eulipotyphla; Talpidae. The record is from RefSeq and is a predicted model, not a curated record. The annotation marks the transcript as partial. Gene Ontology annotation, molecular function: L-lactate dehydrogenase (NAD+) activity. The transcript is spliced from 4 exons.
UGGAUAUUUUGACAUAUGUGGUCUGGAAGUUGAGUGGAUUUCCGCCAAGUCGUAUAAUAGGAACUGGUUGUAAUCUAGACUCUGCCCGUUUCCGUUAUCUAAUUGGAGAGAAGUUGGGUGUCCAUCCCACAAGCUGCCAUGGUUGGAUUAUUGGAGAACAUGGUGAUUCUAGUGUGCCCUUAUGGAGUGGGGUGAAUGUUGCUGGUGUUCCUCUGAAGACUCUAAACCCUCAAUUAGGAACAGAUUCGGACAAAGACCAGUGGAAAAAUAUUCAUAAACAAGUUGUUAACAGUGCCUAUGAAAUCAUCAAGCGGAAGGGGUAUACCUCUUGGGCUAUUGGAUUAUCUGUGACAGAUCUGGCAGAAUCAAUAUUGAAAAAUCUUAGGAGAGUGCAUCCAGUUUCCACUAUGAUUAAGGAUUUAUAUGGAAUAAAGGAAGAAAUAUUUCUCAGUGUCCCUUGUAUCUUGGGGCGAAAUGGUGUCUCAGAUAUUGUGAAAAUUAAGCUGAAUUCUGAGGAGGAGAAUCUUUUUAAGAAGAGUGCAACCACUAUUUGGAAUGUCCAAAAAGACCUGAUAAUUUAAAGCUUUUUAAUGUCCCACUGUUUUAAAAUGAGAUAGCAGACUGUGUAUUUUACACAUUGAAAGUAUUGCAUAUAAUCUGUCAAAAAUAAAAGACAAACACUGGAACCUAUGACAUAACUCCAGUCUCUGAAAGCUAGAAAAGUGAAAUGGCAAGAGAUUUCCCUUCUUUAUGAGUCCUCUACUAGCUCUAUUGCAAUGAACCCAGCCUGUACUUAUGUAAGGUAUACUUUUGAGUGUAUCAUAUAUGUAAGAGUUGCCUUCAGGCUUGGCAGAAUAUGUCUAAUAAUUCAUUAUAAUAUAGAGCUUAUGGUUAUUUUCACAAAAUAAGUACUUUUUAGGAUAUUGAAUUUUCAUCUUGUGUUUUUUCCAUUAGGGCACCAACAUUCAGUUUAUA